CGACUGCGUCUUCGCUCGACCUUCACUACACCAUGCCUGCCUGGGCCCGCGCGGUCGUAUUGGGCGUGCUCGCUUUCGCGGGCCACGUUCAUGCGAUUGGCCAAGACACCUGCGUCGCAUACAAGUCCUCGAGCGCGAGCUUCCCCAUCGUCAGCAACCACAAGGCGACCCCGAUCCUGCUCUCUGUGGACGAGUGGCCGGGCGUGCAGCGCACCGCGUUUGACUUCGCCUCUGACAUCCAGCAAGUCACUGGCGUCAAGCCGACGCUGAAGAAUACUACUUCUACUCAGUCUUCGUACUCUUCUCUCGGAUCUACCGUCGUCAUCGUGGGGACGCUGGGGAAGUCCUCCUUGAUCGACGAGGUCGUCAACCGCACCAAGCUGGACGUGUCGUCCAUCGAGGGCAAGUGGGAGGCAUUCCUGGCGAAGGAAGUCGCGAACCCUCUUCCUGGGAUCGACAGCGCGUAUGUCAUCAUCGGUGCAGACAAGCGCGGCACGAUAUUCGCCCUGUAUGACCACUCCGAGCAGUUUGGUGUCUCGCCAUGGUACUGGUGGGCGGACGUGCCUACUACCAAGCAUUCGGAACUCUUCGUCACGUCAUCCGGGUGCUCGCACGGCUCCCCGACGGUGAAGUACCGCGCGAUCUUCCUCAACGACGAACAGCCCUCCCUCCAAAACUGGGCAAUGGACAAGUUCACAAAUGGUACCGGCGCUGCGCUGACCGGCUCCCCUUUCAACCACUUCUUCUACGCGAAAGUGUUCGAGCUCAUCCUCCGACUCAAGGGGAACCAUCUCUGGCCAGCAAUUUGGACCAGUGCGUUCGGCAUCGACGACCACCAGAACCAGGCCCUAGCAGAUUGGUUCGGCAUUGUGAUGGGGACGAGCCACGAGGAGCCCAUGAUGCGCUCGACGCCCGUCGAGUGGGACCUGUUUGGCUCGGGGAUCUGGGACUACGAAUCGAACGCGGAGAACAUAUACGCCUAUUGGGUGAACGGCACGGAGCGGUCGAAGACGUACGAGAACGUGUUCACCGUGGGAAUGCGUGGUGCUGGUGAUCUGCCGCUUUCCGAAGAUCAAAACAUCGUGCUUCUGGAGAAGGUCGUAGCCGACCAACGCACGCUCCUCGCAGAUGUCUUCAACACGACAGACGUCACGACCAUCCCUCAAGUUUGGACCCUUUACAAAGAAGUUCAAGGAUACUACCAAGAUGGCAUGCGGGUGCCAGACGACGUUGUAUUGAUGUGGUCAGACGACAACUGGGGCAAUGUACGGCGGUAUCCCACGUCGAGCGAACGUAAUAGAACCGGAGGUGCCGGUGUCUACUAUCACGUGGACUAUGUCGGAGACCCCAGGGAUUACAAGUGGAUCACCAGCAGCCAGAUCGAAAAGACCUUCGACCAGCUAUCAACGGCGGUUGCUCGCGAAGCGACGAAAAUCUGGGUUCUAAACGUCGGUGACCUGAAGCCUUAUGAGAUGCACACCGAAUUCUUCCUGAGCUACGGAUGGAAUGCGACCCGCUGGACACCCUCGAACGUUGGCAGCUUCGUUAGUAGCUGGGCACAGCGCGAGUUCGAUCUGUCCGCUUCCGACGCAACCGUGGUGGCAGGGAUCGUUCACAACGUCACACGCCAUAAUGCCAGACGCAAGCCCGAGAUGUGGAACGCGACAACAUACAGUCUGACCAACUAUCGCGAAGCGGAGAAUGUGCUGGCUGCCUUGCAGGACGCCGCCGCGGCGUCCACACGCCUGUACCAUUCGCUUCCUGCCCAGACGAGGCCCGCGUUCUUCCAGCUCGUACAUCACCUCGUCCAGGCAUCGUUGACGCUCGCGAACAUGUGGAUCGCGGCGGGAACCAACAACCUCCGCGCAUCGCAAGCGCGGAUCAGCGCUAACGAUCUCAAGGCACAGGUCGAGACGCUGUUCGAGGCGGACUAUGCCCUGGAGGUCGACUAUCACAGUCUCCUGGACGGCAAAUGGGACCACAUGAUGGACCAAACCCAUGUUAUGUACUCCUAUUGGCAACAGCCGAUGGCGAACACAAUGCCCUUCGUAACGCAGGUGCAGGCCAAGAAACAGGCCCUAGCGGGUGCAAUGCGCAUCAUUCCCGAGGGGAGCGCCGGCGCAUGGCCCGGGGACAACGUGAACAACUGCGCGCUGGGGUACGGCUGCCCAGACCCCGCGCUGUCGCUCGACCCGUUCGUGCCCGCAGGGAACCGCUUUAUCGACGUCGCCGCGGGCGGGCCCACCCCGUUCACGUUCGCGGUGACAAGCAAUGUGUCGUGGCUGCACGUCUCGCCUGCGAAGGGCUCGGUAUCGCCGACCGCGCCGGAGCAGCGCGUUUACUUCAGCGUUAACUGGGACGCGGUGACAGGGGCUGAGGUUGCGCAGAUCACGUUUAAUGCGGUAGUGAAGGGCCAGCCGACGGUGUCUGUGAACGCGACGUUCACGGCGAACCACACGGUAGUCCCGGCGGGCUUCACAGGAUUUAUUGAGGGAGAUGGUGCGGUGUCUAUCGAAGCGGCGCACGCAUCACGGAACACGAGCGUCGAAGGGCUCACCUGGACUGAGAUCCCCGGUUUGGGGCGGACGCUCUCUGGCGUGACGCCGUGGCCGCGGGGCGGCAAUGAGCUGAAUUUCACCGCGGGCAGCGGACCCAGCAUCGAGUAUGAUUUCUACCUGUUCGACACGUACAAGCAGGGCGGGAACGUGACCAUCACGACGCUGGUGUCGCCUUCGCUGAACGGCCUUGGCGAUGACCGCCCGCUCGGGUUAGCGCUUCAAGUCGACGAUGGAACGCCGCAGACGAAUUAUUUCGUGCCCGCGGCGACGCCGGGUAGUCUUCCUAGCGCUUGGGGUGGACAGGACGGGUGGGUGGCGAAGAGCAUAAUUGAGGUCCCGAUGGUGUUCUCCGUGCAGCCCGGCGCGCACACUCUGAAGCUAUGGAUGAUCGAGCCGACGGUCGUUGUGCAGAAGAUCAUUAUUGACACGGGCGGUGUGAAGCCGAGCUACCUGGGGCCCCCAGAAAGCGUGCGGGUGUAGCUAUAGGGUCUCACGGGCUUCAUGUACGGGCGUUGGGAGAACUGCCCCGGAUUCCACGUUUCGCUGUGAAAUGUAGAGAUUCUUCCGAAUUGCGGACGCUAUUUGUGUACGGUAGUCGGCUUGAAGAUGAGAACGCGCUGCGGCG
Messenger RNA from Trametes versicolor FP-101664 SS1, 3183 nucleotides. RefSeq lists its product as uncharacterized. Bases 33 to 3038 code for a protein of 1001 amino acids. The record is from RefSeq and is a predicted model, not a curated record. NCBI's taxonomy places the organism in Eukaryota, Fungi, Basidiomycota, Agaricomycetes, Polyporales, Polyporaceae. The transcript has 22 exons.